Parastagonospora nodorum SN15 is the source of this 1761-nucleotide messenger RNA. RefSeq lists its product as hypothetical. The transcript is spliced from 3 exons. The record is from RefSeq and is a predicted model, not a curated record. Gene Ontology annotation, molecular function: pyridoxal phosphate binding; threonine synthase activity. NCBI's taxonomy places the organism in Eukaryota, Fungi, Ascomycota, Dothideomycetes, Pleosporales, Phaeosphaeriaceae. Gene Ontology annotation, biological process: L-threonine biosynthetic process. The coding region runs from base 1 to 1656 and encodes 551 amino acids.
AUGUCUUCGCAUACCACAUCUCAGCGCUACUUGAGCACCCGGGGAGGAUCCUACGAUCUGUCUUUCGAGGAAGUCGUGCUGAAGGGUCUUGCCUCAGAUGGCGGCCUUUUCAUCCCAGAGGAGAUUCCCACACUGCCCGAUAAUUGGGCGUCGACGUGGAAAGACCUGUCCUUCGAGGACCUCGCAUACGAAAUCUUCUCCCUCUACAUCUCGUCGUCUGAGAUACCGCCCGCAGACCUGAAGGAUAUCAUCCGUCGCAGCUAUGCCACAUUCCGCACGAAGGACGUUGCACCAACCGUCACGAUCGACAAGGAGAAGAACAUACAUCUGCUAGAGCUGUUCCACGGACCUACGUUCGCUUUCAAAGAUGUCGCACUGCAGUUCUUGGGCAAUCUGUUCGAGUACUUCCUGGUCCGCAAGAACGAGGGCAAGAGUGGACGCAACAGGGAGCACCUGACCGUCGUUGGCGCAACGAGUGGAGACACUGGUUCUGCAGCCAUCUAUGGUCUGCGUGGAAAGAAGGAUGUGUCAGUCUUCAUCAUGUUCCCACAUGGCAAAGUCAGCCCGAUUCAAGAGGCACAGAUGACGACGGUCAUAGACGCCAACGUGCACAACUUAGCGGUGGAUGGCACAUUCGACGACUCUAACGCUCUUCAGGACUUCGUCAAAGCUCUCUUCGCAGACCCUGAGAUCAACAAGACGCACCGCCUUGCCGCCGUAAACUCCAUCAACUGGGCCCGUAUCCUCGCCCAGAUCACCUACUUCUUCUACUCGUACUUCAACCUUAUCAAGUCACCUUCCUUCCUCCCAGCGUCCACCGUCCGCUUCGUGGUACCGACUGGCAACUUCGGCGAUAUCCUUGCAGGCUUCUUUGCGAAGCGCAUGGGUCUCCCGGCGGAGAAGCUGGUGAUUGCGACGAACGCAAACGACAUUCUACACCGAUUCUGGGAGUCUGGCAGAUACGAGAAGCAUGCGGUGCACGGAAAGCAAGCCGAGGGCGGGCUGCCAGAGGACGGCGCCAAGGCGCAUGAGAGCGGUGUGAAGGAGACCUUGAGCCCGGCCAUGGACAUCCUCGUCUCGUCCAACUUUGAGCGCUUACUCUGGUUCCUUGCCUACGAAGUCUACAGCACAAACUCCGAUGCGGUCAGCCAGCGACGAAGCCAAGCCGGCGACCACGUCCGAGGGUGGUUGAACGAUCUCAAGUCCAAGGGUGGCUUUGCUGUUGACCCGCAGAUCCUCAAGGCCGCGCAAGCAGACUUCGCCUCAUACCGUGUUAGCGAUGAUGAGACCAUCGACAUGAUCAAGUACAUCUUCAGCGCAGAGGCAUCGAAGAGCUACGUCCUGGACCCACAUUCUGCCAUUGGUGUUGCAGCAGCACUUCGCUCGGCGGAGGUCUCAAAACCUCCUUCCACACACCACAUUGCGCUUGCCACUGCGCAUCCGGCUAAGUUCGCAAACGCUGUCGAGCUGGCGCUACCGGAGCAGAAGGAGUACUUCCAGGCCAAGGUGUUGCCAGCUGAAUUCAAGGGUCUUGAGGAUCUGCCUCGAAGAGUCAGCCAUGUCAAGCGCUCUGAGGGCUGGGAAGGUGUGCGCAAGGUCGUUAUUGCGGAAGUAGAGGCAGAGCUACAGGCUGCUGAAAAGGAGGGUAAAUUGUAGACAGUGUUCAUAAUAUCAGAAUGAUAGAAAGGGGCGUUCUUUCUUGUCCACAGCCCAAAGGUAGAAUCAGACGCUCUAGAGUUCGCAUUUGACUCAGAUGAUCAA